CCGCAAAUGAUUUUUAAUGACAAUUUCUUACACAUCGUAAUACUUUAAAUAUUGAAAGAGAAUAAUAUAAGGUUCGUAUUUAACUACCAUCCGAUAAUUAGAGUAAUUGAUGUGCCAAUUAGUUCUUGACAUAAUAUCCAAGCCUCCCACGGUGAAAUGUAUUAUGUUCUAAUUAUGAUAAUCCUGCAAUUAAAGAUUGAUUUUAUGCUUACAUUCUAUCAAGUUUGUGCAAACGUUUAACUCAUUUUUUCAUCAAUCUAGUUUAAGAAAGCGUGAGAAAAAUUGAUAUACUAUUCAUAUUAGCAGCAACUCUGCCAACAACUCAAUUUAUCGAGACAAGGAAUGAAAUGUAAGGAAGUCAAUACGGUUAUGUAACACUUGCAAACUCAUAUUGACUUGCACACUUACAAUGAGGUGUGAACAGCAAGAAAACAGAGGCAAUCUCAAAGACACCAUCCUCUGUUUUUUAGCACCCAACCCAUAAUUCAUCUCAUCUCCCCACCAUACUCUCAAAUCAUUUCAAGUCACCACCUUUCUCAUAACCCUUUUUCAUAGUUUGUUUCCUUCAAAAUCUUUGGGACUUCCCGCGCAAACCCAUCAAAGAAAAAGGGGUAAAAUCCAAACAACCGUAAGUCCAUAACCAUUCCUCCAUGAGCCCAAUCCCAUUAGUUAUGCUAGAGCUUUCUGGAUUCAGCUUUGCCUUUGGAGAGAAAUGGGCUAAAAAGUUCCAAUCUUUAUCAUACUUUCAUGAAAGAACUUGGCCAAAGAAAAGAGAAAGUUGCAAUCUUUAUCAUGAUCCAGGACCCUCUCAAGGAUGCCCUUCCACUCAACCAUUUUGUUGGUUUUUUCCACUCUGGAUCAUGAUCAUCCAAAUUUUGGACCCCACCAUUCUUGGUCUCUUGUUCAUCUAGCUACAUCAAGCGCAACAGAACAAACCCAUAUAUGCUUCCAGCUCUUGCCAGCCAGCAAGGCCCUUUUUAGAAAUCUGUUUCAGGUUUCACAAUUAGGCUUUCUUCUUGGCUCAUCAUUCCUAGAUAACUAGGUCAUCCUAAUCAAUCUUGGUCAUCUUAAUCAAUCAGUUUUCGGAGGAUACCAUAACAAACCUUAUAUCAUUCGCUUACACGUAUCCUUAAGUGAAACCUAGCUUAUAGACAUGGAAUUUGCACAAUAUCGCAAGUAAGAUCCUUUUGCCAUCAGAGAUACUCACCCUAUAUCAAAGUUCCAAUAGCUUGAGCUGUUGUCCAAGCACUAUCUUCUUACAGCAAUCAUAUACGGCUUUCUUUCUUUUUUGGUUUUCCAUCAUUUGAAGGAAAACUGUUUUCAGUUAUGAAUACCCCUCAAGAAAUACAUUCAUAUGCCCCUUUUGUCUUCAGUCCUUUAAGCAAUUCAGUUAUGCAUAUAAACACAACCCUUCUACCAAUUCCCAACAAAAAAGAUAAGAAGCAGACAACAGAUUUUUUUUUUUUCAAACCCCUUUUCACAUUCUGUCUGGUCUUCUCUCUGCUUUCAAAUCCACCUUUUCCGCUCCUAUAUAAAGAGCAGCUUCCCAUUUACACCCUCUCCCCAUCACCCAAAAACAAAAACAUAAAACAUCCUACAACCUCCAAAUCACAUAAUUAGCUACCCUUUGAUCAUGGCUCCUCAUGGCCUUACCAAGUUGCUCAAACUGAGCUUCUAUUCCUUGGUAGUAGCCAUGAUGGUCAUGACCCAUCAAACCCAAGGCUUCAGGUUGGGACCUCUGUGGAGGAAGAAGAGCAAAAAUGUAGUGAUUGAUCCCACCCCAAUUGGGAUAUGUGCUUCUUCUGUUUUGGUUCAUGGAUACAAAUGCCAGGAGAUUGAUGUGGUAACCCAAGAUGGGUUCAUACUGAACAUGCAGAGAAUACCAGAAGGUAGAGAUGGGAAUGGAGGUGGUGAUGGAAUCAAGAGGCAGCCUGUCCUAAUUCAGCAUGGAGUCCUUGUGGACGGAAUGACAUGGCUUCUAAAUUCUCCGGAACAAAAUCUACCCUUGAUCUUGGCUGACAAAGGGUUUGAUGUUUGGAUUGCUAACACCAGAGGGACUAGAUUCAGCAGGAGGCACACCUCACUACAACCCAAUGAACAUGCUUUUUGGAAUUGGUCAUGGGAUGAGCUAGUUGUGUUUGAUCUCCCAGCUUUUGUUGACCAUGUCCAACAAGAAACUGGUCAGAAGAUGCACUAUGUUGGACACUCCCUGGGGACUUUGAUAGCAUUGGGAUCAUUCUCCGAAGGUUUGCUUGUGGACAAGCUGAAAUCAGCUGUAUUCCUAAGCCCAAUUGCCUACUUGAGCCAUAUGAACACUGUCAUUGGAGCUCUUGCUGCCAAAGCCUUUGUUGGUGAGAUGACUGAACUGCUUGGUUUUGCUGAGUUCAAUCCUAAAAUGAAGCUAGUUACUCAGUUUCUCGAUGCUCUAUGUGCUUCCCCUGGAGUUGAUUGCUAUGACCUCGUUUCUGCCUUCACUGGGAAGAAUUGCUGCCUAAACUCAUCAACGGUUGACCUCUUCCUCCAGAACGAGCCUCAAUCAACAGCCACCAAGAACAUGGUCCAUCUAGCUCAAACGGUCCGAGAUGGUGUGCUAGCAAAGUUCAACUACGGCACAGCCGACUACAACAUGAUGCACUACGGUGAGGCCACGCCGCCGGUGUACAACCUCUCCAACAUCCCACACGACCUGCCGGUGUUCCUCAGCUACGGCGGCCAGGAUGCGCUCUCCGACAUCCGGGACGUACAGCGGUUGCUCGACAGCUUCAGGGCACAUGACGUGGACAAGCUGUCGGUUCAGUACGUGAGGGAGUAUGCUCAUGCUGAUUUCAUUAUGGGCGUCAAUGCCAAGGACAUUGUUUUUAACCAAGUCGUCUCAUUCUUCCAGCACCACACUUGAAAUGACCACAACAAAUGCCAUGCCAAAUGGGUCCUAAUCUAGCUAUAAUAUAAUCACACACACAAUAAGUAUAUAUACAUCUAUAUUAGUUUCUUGCAAAUCAAGAAACUAGCUUUGCUCUGCCUCUCUUUUAACCUAUUGUAACACUAAUAAACCUCUCAAAUCUAUAGAGUACUUUAUGGUUUAUAUAUGUAAGCUAGUUGUUGAAGUUGUGUUAUUUGCACUUGUUUAGAAAAUGGUAGUUAUUUAGUUCUAUUGGGCUGAAUUGAUCAAUGGAUUCAAACCCAAUCAAAUUAUAUUGAAAUAUAUAUGAUAUAGUUUGGCUCUCUAAUUCUAUUGUUAGAUUGUUUAUGGUUUUCGACUUUAUGAGCCUUUUUCAGAGUUGAGCGACUAAAUAAGAUUAAAAUCGCGGAUAGAAUUGGGUUCAAUUAGAUACGACACCAAUCCGGUUCUAAUCCUGAUCUUAUCUUUUGAUUCAAUUCUAAAACAACUAGUUGCAGUAAAUGCCGCGAUACACG
Messenger RNA from Linum trigynum, 3414 nucleotides. The record is from the annotation of a GenBank genome assembly. Lineage: Eukaryota; Viridiplantae; Streptophyta; Magnoliopsida; Malpighiales; Linaceae.